AUGAAACCUCGAACCUCACAACCACUACGAAGCCGUCGUGCAAAGGGCUCUGCAGUCCGCGUACGGGUAGGGGCUAGAACCCAUAUUGCGUGUGUUGGCUGCAAAGACAGCAAAGUCAAAUGUGAUGGGCAGGUCCCAGCUUGUGGCAAUUGCCAGCGGCUUCAUCUUACUUGCGUCGUUCAAGACUCCUCGACGAAACGGCGUCAGGCUCGCGACUACCUGAAUCAAUUGGAGCAGCGCGUCAACUUACUAGAGGAGCAGCUGCGAGAGGCCAAUUCCGGCCAAGUACCGGUCCCUGGGCGCGAAUCCGACGCCUCUUGGGAUGCCGACUUUGAUCAGUCCGAGGGCGAUGACCUUGCAUCCAUAGAAGUUAUUAGCCAGUCAGGCACUGCGCUAAACGGCACCCGCAGACCGCGAUCGCCAUCCCAGCGCACCCCAGAAUCUUCGAGGCAUCUCAACACCGCAGAUAUUAUUGAGGAAAGAAUGCAAAUUGACGGCCAUCGGUCAUGGGGGUUCGUAAUCUAUCGCACCACCUACGCAAACGACGAAGACUGGGCGCGGUGUUUGAGCCGCAUUCAUGAGGCAACUCAAGAUUGCUUUGAGUUUUAUAAUGGACAAGACGUGCUCGACCUUAGACAAAGCACUAUUAUGGACAAUGUCCAGAUUUUUGAUGGCAUCGACUCACAUGCUAUACGAGAUCACUUUCGCCAAUGGGUUACUGAUAACCUUGUUGAAGAGCAAGGUGAACAGUCCCAAACUACGUCUUAUCUAUCACCCCGGUAUCGAUUUGCAAUUCAGAUUGAUGCCGAAGCACUUGGAUCCAUUGUCAACCAGCCUGACCUGACCUAUCUUAUGUUGCCUGUGGAUCAGAGAGGAUGGCUGAAAUUAAUUGAUGCGGACUGGCGUGCAGGACGUUGGUCUGCAGACGAAGGUUAUGAGGCUAUCGAAGGGAUUACACAGGAGGAUGUUGGGUGGAUGAAGCAACCUUGGUCAGACGUACACGGAAACCUUUAUGCUCGCUGCUAUGACCGUAAUUUCUGGCCUAUAUCCUAUGUGCGCCCUCCAGCUCUUGCUCAUUAA
Messenger RNA from Beauveria bassiana ARSEF 2860, 1080 nucleotides. RefSeq names its product Putative Zn(II)2Cys6 transcription factor. The record is from RefSeq and is a predicted model, not a curated record. The transcript is spliced from 5 exons. Gene Ontology annotation, biological process: positive regulation of transcription by RNA polymerase II. Gene Ontology annotation, molecular function: zinc ion binding; DNA-binding transcription factor activity, RNA polymerase II-specific; sequence-specific DNA binding. The coding region runs from base 1 to 1080 and encodes 359 amino acids. NCBI's taxonomy places the organism in Eukaryota, Fungi, Ascomycota, Sordariomycetes, Hypocreales, Cordycipitaceae.